Triplophysa dalaica is the source of this 5566-nucleotide messenger RNA. It is a transcript of the gene rbm26, whose product is annotated as RNA binding motif protein 26. The transcript has 23 exons. Gene Ontology annotation, biological process: mRNA processing. Lineage: Eukaryota; Metazoa; Chordata; Actinopteri; Cypriniformes; Nemacheilidae. Gene Ontology annotation, cellular component: nucleus. The coding region runs from base 278 to 3274 and encodes 998 amino acids. Gene Ontology annotation, molecular function: RNA binding; metal ion binding. The record is from RefSeq and is a predicted model, not a curated record.
UCUCGAAAGUGAGAAAGAUAGCAGAAAGUGUGGCGAGUACUUCGUGCACAUUUACACAGAAACCUGUCCCGAUAUUUCCUUAAAUACCGGCCCGAACAAAGCUUUCUGUCAGCGGCUAUCUUCCCCGGUGGGUGUGUCCUUAGAUGCGAUAUUUCUGCGGCAAUUGAUAAGUGAGUGUGAUAAAGAGAAACUGAGGCCUGGCAGCACAGACACACACUGCACCCUGACUGGACCACAAGAGGGGUAGAACCGCACGAAGAGACCCCUCGAGCGAAAGAUGAUCAUUGAAGACCUCGAAGCCUUGAAGACAUGGCUCUCAAAGACUCUUGAACCAAUAUGUGAUGCCGACCCUUCUGCACUUGCAAAAUAUGUGGUUGCCUUGGUGAAGAAAGACAAAUCGGAGAGGGAGUUGAAAGCACUAUGCAUUGACCAGUUGGAUGUAUUUCUCCAGAAAGAAACACAAGAGUUUGUGGAUAAACUUUUUGAAGCUGUGAAUACGAAGAGUUACCUACCUCAACCCGAGCAGUCAACUUCCACAAACAGAACCGAAUCUCACCAGCGCACAGAAAAAGAUGAACCAAAAAGAGAGGAGCAGCCCAAUCGAGAUGAAGACAGAGACAAGAAAUUCUCAAGGAGAACAAACCACAGUCCUCAGUCUGGCUCCAGAUACAUCCGAGACAACAGGAGAGGAGAUGACCGCAAGAAGGACGACCGCUCCAGGAAGCGAGACUUCGAUCGCAACCCGCCCAGAAGGGACUCGUACAGAGACCGCUACAACCGCAGGAGAGAUCGCAGCCGCAGUUACAGCCGCAGCCGUAGUCGCAGCUGGAGCAAAGAACACCCUCGCGACAGAGACAAGAACAGAGACCGCAGCCGAUCGCGUUCUCGCUCACGGAGUCGCACCAGAAGCAGAGAGCGAGAUUCUGCAAAGUCAAAAUUUGACCACAGUCGUCCAGAGCGUCAGGAGGGUGCAGUCACUGAUGGCUACAGCGCAACGCCUGUUACGCCCGGGAACCCCUCGACUCACUUUCCUGUGCCCACCCUUAGCAGCACCAUCACGGUUAUUGCCCCCACCCACCACGGUAACAACACCACAGAGAGCUGGUCGGAGUUUCCGCCGGACCAUGCGCUGUUCAACAGAGGUGGCCCACCGCGGAAACGCUGCCGUGACUAUGAUGAAAAAGGGUUCUGCAUGCGAGGAGACAUGUGUCCUUUUGACCACGGAAGUGAUCCAGUCGUGGUGGAGGACGUUAAUCUCCCCAACAUACUUCCCUUUCAACCGCCGCCACUCCCCGUGGUGGAUGGCCCACCUCCACCUGGCCUGCCCCCCCCUCCGUCACUCCUGAACCCACCAGUGAAUCUCAGGCCACCCAUGCCUACGCCUGGCAACAUGCCCCCUAGCUUACCACCUGUCGCUGGUCCUCCUCCUCCUCUUCCACCUCUUAAGCCGUCUGGUAUGGACGCUCCUCCGAACUCCAUCACCAGCUCUGUCCCCACUAUAGUCACGUCAGGUGUUCGGCCUCUGCCUCCUCCACCCCUCUACACCACAGACUCGUUUGAGCCGGAUGUGUACAACCCUGAGGCUCCCAGCAUGACCUCACGGCCCAUGUACAGACACGGUGUCAACGCUCAGAGACCAAAUCUGAUUGGCCUAACCAUGGGGGAAAUGGAUCUCCCGCCUAGAGAAAAAAUGCAAAACCACAACAACACCGGGCGGAUCGUUUUAGAAUCAGACUCCAGGAAGAGAAGUGCAGGACUGCACGAUGGAGGGAUCCCACCGAAGAGACCCUGGUUUGACAGUUGGAGUCAUCUGCUCCACAGGCCAAACUUCAAGCCCAACCAUCACGGAUUUCACAGAAAACUUCCCUUCUCACCGAAUACUAAACUGGCCAUCAAACAGAUUCCUCCGGAACUCAACAACAUCAGCAAACUCAACGAGCACUUCAGCAAGUUUGGCAACAUGGUCAACCUACAGGUGGCGUAUAAUAAUGACCCAGAGGGGGCUCUGAUCCAGUUUGCGUCCCCUGAGGAGGCCAGACGGGCCAUACAGAGCACAGAGGCUGUGCUGAAUAACCGCUUCAUCAAAGUGUACUGGCACAGAGAAGACUCAUCGGAGCACCCACACGCCACACCACCUGUGCGAAAUGUACAGGAGCCUUUAGUAAACACAGUGAAACAGUCUGUCAAAGACCGGCUCGGACCCCUGCCCAUGGCACACGCUAAUCCCGAACAGGACCCCAGUGUCGUUCCACAGAAUGCAACCAAGUCUUCAGUAAAAGAGCGUCUGGGCUUCCCCAAACCAGCAGGAGGAAAGGUGUUUUCCACAUCUACUGGCCUGACUAAGACGGUUUAUAAUCCAGCAGCGCUCAAAGCUGGCCAGAAGGGGGCGGCGUUUGUUCAUAGUGUCAGUUUAGAAGACGCCUUAAAAAGAAAACAGGAGGCGCUAAAGCUUCAGCAGGAUGUCAGAAAGAAGAAACAGGAGAUCUUGGAGCAGCACAUACAGACUCAGAAGUUGUUGAUAUCAAAGCUGGAGAAGAACAAAACCAUGAAGGCUGAAGAUAAAAGUCAGAUCAUGCAGACUCUCACCGCCCUCACCAACAGCAUCACCAAACUCCAGGAGGAGAUCAAAUCACUGUCCAGUGCCAGCGUGCUCAAGACCACAGUCAAGAGUAAAGCCCAGGCUCAGAAGGAGCUUCUGGACACCGAAUUGGACCUUUAUAAGAAAAUACAGGCGGGAGAAGACACGUCCCAAUUGAAGAUUAAAUACACUCAACUACAAUUAGAGGCUGCCAAAAGAGGCCUUCUAACUCCUGGACGUGGGAGGGGGGCUCACGGCAGGGGUCGGGGGUCCAUGAGGAGCCGAGGUAGAGGCAUUCGCGGGCGCGGGAGAGGAGUUCAUGCUGUGGUGGACCAUCGACCCAGAGCGUUAGAGAUCAGCGGCUUUACCGAUGCAGAUCGAGUUGACCUCCUGCCACACUUUGCACAAUUCGGAGAGAUUGAGGAUUUUCAGAUGGAGGAUUCGUCUCUUAGUGCCAUCAUUACAUUUAAAAGUCGUGCAGAGGCAGAACAGGCGGCGAUCCACGGUGUCCGGUUGAAUAGUCAGGGCCUGCGCUUGGCCUGGCACAAACCUGCGGCCUCCCUCAACACAACAGACCCAGAUGAGACUGAACAAGAUGAUGAGGAGUUUGCUGAGGACUCGCUCGUCGACGAUUCGCUGCUGCAGGACGAUGACGAGGAAGAGGAAGAUAAUGAGUCCCGCUCAUGGCGCAGAUGAAAACACCCGGCUGCGUCCCGCCGCCCGAGCACAUCCCAUCGCGUGUUUUGUUUCAGAAAUUAUAGUUUUUAAAAGUUUGAUUUUCAUUUCAUUUUAUUUGACUAAUGAAACCUGAGCAGUAAAACUCAUGUCAGAAGGCUGUGAAAAUAUAAAAGAAUAUUUGCUUUUUUGUUCAGCGACUUUGUAUUGUGUCAAGAACCAAAAUGUUUGCUUUGGCCGGCUGCAUUUUUUUUAUUGGUCAAAUAUGUUGACCCAGUUUUCUUUUCAGCAAUUCUUACUGUUCGUUUAAAAAAAGCUAAAUGUUUCACUUUCAAAAGAAAACUGCUGAACACUUUCAUUGAACACAUGUUUAUGCUUUUCCUAGUAUAAUCAGCCUGAUGAGGAAUUCGCUUUUGUGUACAUAUUUUAUGUAUGAAUUUUAAUGGUUUGUAUGACUUCUUUGCUUCUGGGUUUCUUUAUGAGAUGUAAAAAAAAUAAAGAAGUGAAAUGGUCUAGAAAAGAUAUCAGCUGAAACAAAAAAGAUAAAAAUGACAGCUUUGCUUUAUGAGCACUGUUAUGAGAAAAAAAAAACAGAACAGCUGAAUAAAGACCGUUUCAUCCCCCCACCCCCCCAAUCCUCACAAAAAGAGCAAAUUUCCAAAACGUUCCUUGUGUAUCACAGCAUUAGCAGGUAGGUAUGUUGCACGGACGGCACAAACCGAGGUAAGAAAGUGGGUUUUUUUGGUCAUUUUUCCCCAUUUUUAUUUGCAGACUAAUCUAAACAUGUUCAUUUUGUCCAUUAGGUCCUGUCGGACUGGUCCCGGAUGAAGCUUGAACUACAUCGGAUCACCGCUGGAUACCAACCCAAACCGGCGUGGCCUCAUCGUGUAGACAACUGCCCUCAGCCGAACCACAAAUCCCAGACUCCCCAGCAACACGGCAAAAUUAGCUCCAUAAAUCAGUCAGGCUUCUGGGAAUAGGCCCCGUGUUGCCCGGAGCAAUGGAUCAUCCUAGAUACUGAUGUCAUGGGUGCAUGAAUCUCUGUGCCAUACGACUGAAGACCGCCGGCACAUCCAGUCAUCACUUAGGUUAAAAAUACUCAAAAGAACUGGAUGCGAGACAUGCAUUUGCUGAAUAUUUCCAUUUGUAUAAAUAUAUAGGCCUGCAUAUCUAAACCCAGAGCCUUGAUUUUAUUUGUUACAUGUGUGCAUUGUUUGUUUUGGCUGGUAUAUGUUAUAGCUUUCGUUUAUUCCUUUGAAGCAGAUUUUUGACUAUAAUUUGACUAUUGACAUGGUUAUGUGAUAAAUGUGCAGUCUAUUGGGAAAUACAUUGAUGAGAUGAAUAUAUGUAUGUCAUUGCUCUGGUGUGUUUUUCCUGGCAUUCUCUUACAGUUCUGUGGUUGUUCACUGGAUGGCAGUGUGCAGCACAUGUAUUCAUCACAUUUUUUUCAUCCAGAAUUGUGCUUAUGUGAUACAAGAUGAAGUUUGCAUGAUGGAUUUAAAUCAGAAUGGUUUGGUGUCAGAUUAAACUCAUUACUUUGUAAUGCUCACUGACACAUUUAUUUGUAUAUUUUCAGUACAAUUUAAUUUUUUUUACAUUUGAAUUCAUUUUAAGUAUAAAUGUUAUGUGCACAUUUUGUUGCGUAUUUCAGUACAAAAUGAAAAUUCUUGUCAUUUAUUCGACCUAUUGUCAUUUCAAACCUGUUGUUUUCUUUCCUCUCCGAAAUACAAAAGAAGAGAUUUUGAAAAAUGUUGUGAACAGAACAACGGCCGUAUAUCGACUUGCGUUGGUUUGUGUAUAUAAAGAAGUGAAUGGGAACCACCGUUGUUCGUGUACCAACAUUCUUCAAAAUAUCUGUUGUGUCCUGCGAAAGAAAGAAAGUCAUACAGGUUUGAAAUGACAGGAGAGUGAGUAAAUGAUGACAGAAUUUCAUUUUUGGGUGAACUAUCCCUUUAAUCAAGUUUGUUUUGAUAAACAGUAAUAUUGAAAAGUUUAGCGCCACUUGUCUGAAACGUAAUGAUAUUAACAAUCUCUUAAUCUCCAAUAUUGUGAUCAUUUUUUUUACAUUGAUAUAAUUGUGCCAACAUAAGUUCUGUCGUUAUAAUUAUAAAAAAAAAAUAGAGGACUGAAUAAUGAAAAAGUCACUGUUUAGUACUAUUCAGGAAGCAUCUUGAGAUGCCAAGACGUUGGAUGAUAUGGCAAGACUGUAGUCACUUUGAAGGUACUUGGCAACACAUUUUUAGUUGUUUUACUUAGUUUGUUUUUAUUUAUUUUAUGGUUGUGUAACUGUGUAUGUGACGAAUAAAAAACUUU